Manis javanica (Malayan pangolin) is the source of this 728-nucleotide messenger RNA. The record is from RefSeq and is a predicted model, not a curated record. Lineage: Eukaryota; Metazoa; Chordata; Mammalia; Pholidota; Manidae.
AGGACAUGGGAUGGUCAGGGCCUGAAUUUGGCGUCAUCCGCCUCGGCGCCCUGCACAGCCGGUCUCACCUAAAAGCACCCCCGGCUCUGGAAAGGGAUUCCCAGCAGAGAAGGAAGAGGCACAGCAAACCUCUCCUGCCUGCACCCCGCGGGCCUCGGGCCCAGGGCGGCAGAGUCGCCGAGGCCCCUUUCCCGGCCGACAGGCCCCCGCUUGGCCGCGGUGGAUGCUCGGGGUCCGCCUCCGCCAGGCAGCCCCCCCGGCUCGCGGCUCCGGCGGCGGGCGGGUCCGCGCGGGCCGGGCCGGGCCGAGUGGCCGCGUCGGGAGCGGAGUGGGGCCCGAGGUCUGAGCCCGCGGCGUGGCCGGUGGGCCGGGGUCUGAGUCUGGGGCGGGGGCUGCGUGGGGAGGUCCGAACCGGAGGCCGAGGUCAGGGUCCGCGGUCCGAGUCCAAGGCCCGGCGGGGGUCCGAGUUCGGGUCGGCGCCGGGUCCGGGGCCCCGGGCCCGAGCCGGGGCGGGGCGGGGGUCCCGACGGGGUCCGCGCCCGCGUGGGGGUCCUCGGCCGCGGCGGCGGCACGCGCCCCAAUUAGCCGCGGGCGGGCGGCGGGGCGGCCCCAUUGAGGGCGAACAAAGGGCGCGACCCCGGGGUCAGGGAGUCGCGGGCCGGCGGCCGCCGCUUUGUUCGCCCGCCCUGUUUACUCUGCACGAGCAAAGCGCUCAAGACCCCGACUAA